This is a messenger RNA of Prorocentrum cordatum, 477 nucleotides long. The record is from the annotation of a GenBank genome assembly. NCBI's taxonomy places the organism in Eukaryota, Dinophyceae, Prorocentrales, Prorocentraceae.
AGCCAUGUCUGCAGUCAAGCGGAGGCCGUCCGCCAAGCGCCCUCGUUUCCUCCCAGUGCCGUCUGUGGGCGGGCCGCCAUGGCGGGCCGGCACGAGCAGGUCCUGACGCCCAAGGGGCGCCAGGAUGCCAAGGGGCGCGUCGUCGACGACUGGGCCGCCAAGCGCCUCGAGAACGCCGUGUGGCGGAUGUGGCGCAAGGACAGCCGGGACAACCUCGCGGACCUGCCGGCGUGCCCGGAGGAGGACACGGACGGCAGCUUCCUGCAGAAGGUGCAGGAGGCCAUCGGGGAGGCCUGCACCUUUCCCGAGAUCAAGUUCCCUCAGGCGGGCAGGGGCAACUACGACGACCUGCCCACGUUUCCGAUCAGGCCGAAUUUCGCGGGCUUCAAGAACGAGCUCGCGCCGGCCUCGGAGUGUGUUGUGUUCGACGGCUGCCCCGAGGAUCCGCGCGCGCCUCAGUCAGAGGGCGCCUUCGGC